UGUAACCAGUCAGUACACACACAGCACACUGUCUGUCUGUCUGUAACCAGUCAGUACACACACAGCACCAGCUAUACUGAAAUUAACAGAUUUUCCCCAAAAGGAAAAUAAAAAUCCAGUUCCGAUGUAAACUCAAUAUCCCUACAGGUCCACUGCUCGCUCUCUCUCUCUCUCACACACACACACACACACACACACACACACACGCCUCUUUUCUCUCUCUGAGUGUGUGUAUGUGUGUGAAAUCUAAUCUGAUUAUAUUUUUAGGUGAGACCUCUCAUCGACUCCAUCUCUCCUUUCACUGUGUUUACAAACUGCUGGAGCGGAAGCGGAAAUGACGGUGCGGAAUGGAACGUUUAGUUUUUUUGACGUCAAUAACAAAGUAAUAAAUACGUCGAUAAAUAGAUUUAAAUAUAAGUAUUUUAAAUAUUAAAAUAUUUAAAUGUUAAAUAUUUGAAAUAAUAAAGAAAUAAUCGAAUUUCACGUAUCGUAAAGAAUCAAAUAUUGGUAGGUGACGUCAUGCACACGCUUGCGCUCUUAUUCCGUACAUACUGUAUGAUUCAGAGAAGGUAAAUGAUUCAGCUCAUAUUCAUACGGGGUUUAUAGUGUUUUUGUUGUCUGAACAUCAUCAGACCACAACAUCACAUCCUCAUCAGGCGGUUCAUGUCAGUGCACUAAAAGAAAAGGUUGGUGCACAAAAACACUGACAAGGAGAAGAGUGUAGAGGCCAUGAUCCAACACCACCAACACCACCACCACGCUCCUCUUCCUGUCCUCAUGGGCCUCCUCCUAUACCCUGUAAGGCAGCAAUACCCUUCACAAGUUGUGACUCAGAUGGGAAUAAUGCUGAAGGUGGGGCUGCAGGUGGGGAUGCAGGUGGGGCUGAGGAUAAACCCAUGGUCCCGGAGCAGGAGACCAGUCCCUUUCCCAACACACCUGUGCGGGCAAGUCCAGGCAAUGAAGAAGAGUUGAAUGCACCAGUGCAGGAGAGCGGAGAAGGUGAUAUAAAGUGUGGGGAAAAAGGUGGAGCUCCUGACAAACAGUAAUGGCUGAACAGAUGUAAAGAACUAGGGUUGCAAAAUUCCGGGAAUUUUUAAGGCUGGAAACUUUACAUGGGAAUUAAUGGGAAUUUUAAAAAAUGCAUAGUUGCCUAUAACAAGGAACUUAAAUGUACCGUAAAACUUAAAAUAAUAGCCCGGGCUUCUAUUUACCCAAAUCGCCGAACUGCACCGGCUUGUAUUUGAAACAGGCGUCUAUAAGAGACAGGCCUUUAAUUUAGUGUUGAGAUGUUCAAGCAUGACAGUAGGAGGUUACCACAUUAUAUUACGUUUUAUUUAUAAUUUAUAGUUGUGCGUCUUCUGACUGAAAAGUCGUUGCGCUUGCAGUAAAACUGUUGCAUACGCUUCUUUUGCCUUGGCCCUGAUCAUUUUACGUGAGACUCUGAGAUGCUUUGCCCGCAUGCUGUGGAUCCACUCACACACGCUCACCUCCAGCUCUUCACUGGCCUUCUUCCUCCCUCCACCUCGCAGUCUGGCCCCGGACAGACGUUGCAGUUCAGCUUUAUUUUUACGCCAUUCUCGCACUCUCUUUGGAUCAACCGAGAAAUGUCUUGCCGCUGCUUCUCCCGAAUUUUUUUCGGCAAAUUUGACAACUGUCAGCUUAAAUGUCAGAUCAUACUUUUUUCUUUUUGUCUCCAUGGUGGUAUUGAGAGAAUUAAGAAAAACUGAAUACUAAAAGAAAGUUCGUUAACCUCUUUGUUAUGUUGCCAUAGUGAUGAGUCGUUCAUGAACGGUUGCGUCUGUCACGUGAAAUCUAAUCAAAACAUAGAACAGACGAUCUGACGGGUUUUAGAAGAUCAAAUACAACCCGAUACUAAAAAACAUAUUUGAGACCGGCUUUUAUUUACCCAAACCUGUCGUCACACCAGGCGUUUAAAAGAGACAGGCGUCUAUUUGGGACUCGGCUAUUAUUUGAAGUUUUACGGUAGUUAAAAAAAACUUGCAGCAUAAAUUUGUUUAAAACAACAAGAUUUAAUGCAAUUUAAGUUCAAUUUUUACCCUGCAUUACUCGGUCACUUGCACACAGCACACUGCUUACUGGAGGGCCAUUGAGGCCACAAACCCCCUGCAUGUACUUGCAUUCUUCCAUAACAUCCACAGUAACACUAUUUUAACACUUAUUAGCAUGAAUAUUAAUAGAAUAUUGGCUAUUUAUUAGUACUUAUUAAGCACAUAUUAAAGCCUUAUUCUGCAUUACCUUAUUCUACAUUCUUAAUUGUACCCAAUACCUAAACUUAAUAACUACCUUACUAACUCUUCAUAAGCAGUAAAUUAGGAGUGUUACUACAUGCACAGAUCAUUUGAUGAAAUCCCCCCCCCCCACACACACACACACACACACUGACUCCUCACUGAAAUUAAAAAUAAAAUAUUCCAUAUAUCACUGGGGGGUGGGGGUUGUUUAUUUAUGUUUGUAUAUGAUAUAGUUUUUAUACAUUUCCCUAUAUUUCCAAAUAAUUCCCAUAAAUUCCCGUAAAGUUUCCAAUUUGGAAUAUUUCCAAAAUUCCCCAUAAUAAGUUCCCGUGGAAAGUUUGCAACCCUAUAAGGAACUGGAGGAUGUAAAGAACUGAAGGAUUCUCUGAGGUGUUAUCCAUAAUUCUAUCAUUUCUUAAUUAGAAAUUAUUUAAUUAUUAAAGAUUGCAUAAGAUACAAGCUGCAAAUGUGUUGUGCAAAACCUUUUCUCUCUCUCUUUCAUCUGUCUGUCACUGUAUUAUCUAUGUAGGCCAACAUCUUAGCCACCAGGCUGCCACAUCCCGCUAUCCCGCUGUCGUACAUGGAGCCAAGAUGCAUGUUAUCAUUUUACUGUUUUGUGUCAAAUACUGUAACAGGACUGUAACUUGAGCACUGAAGAUUCAUUGAAGGUCAAUCAAAAUAUGGUUUAUAUAGUAAAAUAUACUUUAAUUAAAAGAUGAAAAACC
This is a messenger RNA of Tachysurus vachellii, 2977 nucleotides long. Its product is annotated as basic salivary proline-rich protein 1-like. The transcript has 7 exons. NCBI's taxonomy places the organism in Eukaryota, Metazoa, Chordata, Actinopteri, Siluriformes, Bagridae. Bases 730 to 972 code for a protein of 80 amino acids. The record is from RefSeq and is a predicted model, not a curated record.